AUGACCGACCCCGGGGCUGCACCCUCAGUGCGCACGGCGCUGCUGGGCACACGGCGGAUCAUGGGCAGCCCUUACACGGUGGUGGUGCUGCAGGAGGGCUACCACCAGCCCACGCCGGAUGGUGGUGCGCGGGCUGACGGGACAGUGACGCUGCUGCGGGGACCGCUCCCCAUGUUGGUGGACACAGGGGGCCCGUGGGGUCGCGAGCGGCUCCUGGCAGCGCUGAUUGUGAUCACCGCCAUCCACUUCCAGGCAGCUGGGCAUCGGGGCUGCUGCGGGAACCGCUGCGGGAUGUUCCUGUCCAUGCUGAUGGCGGUGCUGGGCAUAGGGGGUGCGAUCUAUGCCAUGACGGUGUCGGGGCUGGCACUGGUCCGCGGGCCCCUGUGCCAGUAUCUCCUGCCCGAAGGCAACCUCUCAGAUUGGGGACGGCCCUUCCAGGGCCCACCCUGGAAGUCCGACGAUGAUGAUGACUUCAGGAAGUCGAGCUACCUGUUCCACCCGGAACUCUGGGGGAAAUGCCACAACCCGCCGGACGUGGUGAAGUUCAACAUCAUUCUUUUCUCACUGAUCCUGGGGGGAGCCGUGCUGGAGCUGCUGCUCUGCACUGUGCAGUUCUUCAACAGCUGUGCUGGCUGCAUCUGUGGCCCCCGGCUCCGCAAGCGCCCUGCGACGCAGCACUGAGGUGCACUGGAGCCGCACCCCCAGCUCCAGACCCACAUGGGUACCCAGGCAUCCAGGGUCACCCUAAGCACCAUGGACCCAGGACGACUUUGGGAAGGGAGUACGGGGAGGGGGUCCUGCUGUACCUUGCUUGUGGCUCCAAUAAAGCCCAGGACAGGGCCAA
This is a messenger RNA of Alligator mississippiensis (American alligator), 844 nucleotides long. It is a transcript of the gene MBLAC1, whose product is annotated as metallo-beta-lactamase domain containing 1. The transcript has 5 exons. Gene Ontology annotation, cellular component: membrane. Lineage: Eukaryota; Metazoa; Chordata; Crocodylia; Alligatoridae. The coding region runs from base 1 to 681 and encodes 226 amino acids. The record is from RefSeq and is a predicted model, not a curated record.